Coniophora puteana RWD-64-598 SS2 is the source of this 1416-nucleotide messenger RNA. RefSeq lists its product as uncharacterized. The record is from RefSeq and is a predicted model, not a curated record. Gene Ontology annotation, biological process: lipid metabolic process. The coding region runs from base 4 to 1350 and encodes 448 amino acids. The transcript has 3 exons. NCBI's taxonomy places the organism in Eukaryota, Fungi, Basidiomycota, Agaricomycetes, Boletales, Coniophoraceae.
UUCAUGUCGUCCACCAGUCCCGUCGAACUGCUUCGACCUAUCCUAAGCUUACCAUCAGAGCGCUUACCUCUAACAUGGGACACGGCAGCGCUCUAUGUUGCUCCACCGCUCGUCUGCUACUUCGUCAUGGCCAUCCUGGUCAUUCAACCCAAUACACUCGGUUUUCGGCGCGCUGUACUUCCUGUUGCACUUGUAUUGGCUCUCAGAGGGUGCUUAGCGGUGGACAUCUACUUGACAUAUGAGAGGUUGGGAUUGUUGAACUUGGAUGUGAUCCUUGGUCUGUUGACGGUCUCAGUACGCAUGAUCGACUGGUCACUCUUUGACGGGCCUCUAGUUCGCACACCGAUUCCCUGUUCCACUCCACUGAAGCAAGUUGCGAGCGAAACUCUGCCUGAGGCCAUACCUUCCAAAUACCUCAACACGGUGGUCGACGCUAUUGACCUCACCAGCGGCUUUCGCGACAUUGGAUGGUCGAGUUCUAAAAACUUCCACGUUCCCCCUUCUCCUCCCAAUCAAACUAAAACCUCCUUCUGCCUGCGUACCUCUGCCUCCGUAGCUGUUCAUGGCCUCCUAUGCGCAUGCGUGCACGCGCUUAUUCAGGCGUCUGCCCCAGAUUCCAUCGGAACACCGUCGGGAGGAACAAUUUUCGAUCGAUCCCUGCCCCCCAUCCCUCGCUUCGCCCGCUCUAGCAUCCUCUCCGUCCUUUCAGCCACCCUCGUGUACGCCGUCCUCCGCUGGGAGUACGAAAUUUUUGCUGUUCUCGCCGUAAGCCUGGCAGGGCAGGACCCCGCCCAGUGGCCGCCCGCAUUUGACGAGCCCUGGCGCUCGACGAGCCUGCGCGAGUUCUGGGGACGCCGAUGGCACCAGCUCUUGCGGCAGGUCUUCCUCGUCGCCGGAUCUUACCCGCUCGCGUUCAUCGGGCGGACACUGGCGGGGAGAACGGGUAAGCGUAUGGGGUACGUCCUUGGCGCGUUCGGCGCGUCGGGGGUGUAUCAUUACGUCGGGCUGCUUUCGCUCAGCGCGGACGUCAGCUUUUGGCAGUGUAUGUGUGGAUUCACGAUGAUGGGCGUGGGGAUGGUGCUCGAGGACGCGUUCAUCACGUACACCGGGCGGAAGGUCAGUGGUGUUCUUGGUUGGAUAUGGACGUUCGGGUGGACGAUCUUAUGGGGGAACAUGCUUGUGGAUGCAUUUGCUUCGGCUGGGAUGAUGGGUAGCGCCACGCUGUUGGAUGGUGCUGCGUCUGUUGGUGGAAUAUGGGCAGCUGGUAGUGCUGCACUUGGUGAGCGUAUGGUGCGUAUUGCGGUUAGUAUGGAGCGGUUUUGGGACUUAUGGAGGUAUACUGUAGCAUAGGUUAUUUUGAUCAGUGAUACAUGUCACUGACUCAAUGCGCGCUUCUUUGACGAGAGUUAAUCUCGC